Colletotrichum acutatum is the source of this 555-nucleotide messenger RNA. RefSeq names its product redoxin. The transcript is spliced from 4 exons. Gene Ontology annotation, molecular function: thioredoxin peroxidase activity. Gene Ontology annotation, biological process: hydrogen peroxide catabolic process; cell redox homeostasis; cellular response to oxidative stress. NCBI's taxonomy places the organism in Eukaryota, Fungi, Ascomycota, Sordariomycetes, Glomerellales, Glomerellaceae. Gene Ontology annotation, cellular component: cytosol; mitochondrion; peroxisome. Bases 1 to 555 code for a protein of 184 amino acids. The record is from RefSeq and is a predicted model, not a curated record.
AUGGCUUUCCGCUUCGCCGCAAGAAGACUCGCCCUCACCCGCCCCGCCGUGCCGGCGCGGGCCUUCCACUCCACGCCCGCCGCCUUCGUCAAGGUCGGCGACGCCGUACCCGAGGUCGACCUCGUCGAGAACUCGCCCGGCAACAAGGUCAGCCUCGCCGAGGAGUUCGGCAAGGUCACCAACGGACUCAUCAUCGGCGUGCCCGCUGCCUUCUCCCCAGCCUGCUCCGCGAGCCACAUCCCUUCGUACAUCAACCACCCGAAGCUCAAGGAGGCCGGCCCCGUCUUUGUCGUCUCCGUCAACGACCCCUUUGUCAUGAAGGCCUGGGGCGACCAAUUGGACCCGGCGGCCCAGACUGGAAUUCGAUUCCUGGGAGACCCGUCCGGCGAGUUCACCAGAGCAUUUGACGUCGACUUUGACAGCAAGGCCAUCUUUGGCAACGACCGCAGCAAGCGCUAUACCCUCGUGAUCGAGAACGGCAAGGUCAAGGAGGCCCACGUUGAGCCCGAUAACAUUGGCACUGCAGUUUCCCUGGCCGACAAGGUCUUGGGUUGA